UUGUCACUUUUCUAGAUUUUUGUAGUACGCUUUUUCUUUGGUGGACCACAACUAUCGUUUCAGCAUUUAUUACUUGACAUGUUAUAUUUACAUAUCCUUCUCAAACCCACGACAGGCUGCACCCUUCUUUUAACUCGUUUACUUCCACCAUCAAGAACCUUCUAGAAAUAGCGCCAAUCUCCCAUCCUAUUCCGUUGUGUUUCUACCGUUUUCCGGCAAAUACACCGGUGAUUUUGCUAGCAAUCCCUUACAAUCCAGUGAUCUGUAAUCGGGUUCAAUGUCGACGUCACCGGUAGAAAAAUCUUGUGAAUUGACAGGAGAGUCGUUGAGGACUAUUCCGACGCCUUUUUUGACUAAGACAUACCACCUUGUUGACGAUUCAUCAUCAAACCAAAUGAUUUCAUGGAACGAACAUGGAAACGCGUUCGUCAUUUGGCGACCAGCUGAAUUUGCUAGAGACCUGCUUCCCAAAUACUUCAAACACAACAAUUUCUCAAGCUUCAUUCGACAGCUAAACACAUAUGGAUUUAGGAAAAUCGUAUCGGAUCGAUGGGAGUUCGCGAAUGAUUACUUCCGUAGAGGUGAGAGAUUACUCCUCCGAGAGAUACACCGUCGGAAAAUCUCAAUCACUCCGACUACUACGCCGGUAACAACAUCAAUCCCCUUGGCAGCUAUGCCGAUAUCGACAUACUCUCCGGCAAAUUCAAGUGAAGAACUUGCCGAUAUCCAGACUUGUACCACUAACCCGGAACAGCUCCUAGAAGAAAAUGAACGAUUGAAGGAACAGAAUUCCAAGUUGAGAUGUGAACUCGAUCAUAUACGAAGUUUGUAUAGGAAUGUCUUUACAUUGAUGUCUAAUUUCCUAUCGGGUCAACCGGAGAAGGAGAACGAUGGAUCAGAAGAAGAGAAAGCGGUUGGAGGUGGUGGUGGCGGUGCAUAUGUGGAAGAAGAGAUGUCUCCGUGUCCACGGUUAUUUGGUGUCCCAAUAGGCGUAAAACGUGUGAGGAGGUCCGAGGAAAACGCCAUUAGAGAUGAAAUGCUAGAAUAGCAAUUAGCAACAAUUUAAUGUAAAAUAAGAAUUGUACCUUAUUGUACUGACUUUUUAGGUUGAUAUACAAACAUCAAACCAUAAAUCAAAAAAUAAAAAAUAAA
Lactuca sativa (garden lettuce) is the source of this 1152-nucleotide messenger RNA. RefSeq names its product winged-helix DNA-binding transcription factor family protein (gene AT-HSFB2B). Gene Ontology annotation, cellular component: nucleus. The record is from RefSeq and is a predicted model, not a curated record. Gene Ontology annotation, biological process: regulation of transcription by RNA polymerase II. NCBI's taxonomy places the organism in Eukaryota, Viridiplantae, Streptophyta, Magnoliopsida, Asterales, Asteraceae. Gene Ontology annotation, molecular function: RNA polymerase II cis-regulatory region sequence-specific DNA binding; DNA-binding transcription factor activity.